Danio aesculapii is the source of this 1816-nucleotide messenger RNA. RefSeq names its product sialidase 4 (gene neu4). The transcript has 4 exons. Gene Ontology annotation, molecular function: exo-alpha-sialidase activity. NCBI's taxonomy places the organism in Eukaryota, Metazoa, Chordata, Actinopteri, Cypriniformes, Danionidae. Bases 367 to 1656 code for a protein of 429 amino acids. The record is from RefSeq and is a predicted model, not a curated record. Gene Ontology annotation, cellular component: cytoplasm; lysosome; membrane. Gene Ontology annotation, biological process: oligosaccharide catabolic process; ganglioside catabolic process.
GAUGCAACAACACAAUAUCUUUUAAAAUCUGCAUUGCCUGAACCGCCGUCUAAGAGCGGACUCGUGCAUUCCUCAUUAAAGCGACAGGACUACACUCGAGCUACAUUCACACAUGCGCAGAGAACGGUUUUACCAAGCUGUGGAUUAAAGCUAAUUAUACUGUAAUUAACUCAAUUUCUUGUCAUCAGGAGCCAGGGCCAUGAUUUGGACGCAUUUGUAAGUGUUUAUUUUUAAUUUAACAAACCUGUCACCAUUCACUGCCAUUAUAUCAAUCACCAAGGAGAUUCAGCUCAAAAUCUUCUGUAAUGAUCUACUGAGGAAGAAAAAGUCACCUGCGUCUUGGUUGACCUUUGGCUAUAUGAAGCUAUGGGGUCUCAAUACUACCCAGCACGAUCCAUAAUUUUCCAAAAGGAACCGAGUGGAGUUACAUACCGUGUGCCAGCUCUGAUCUACAUCCCUCGUUCCAGCUGUUUCUUGGCCUUCUGUGAGGAGAGACUGACUCCAGCAGACGCUCAAGCACAUCUGCUGGUCAAGCGCAAAGGGACGUUUUACAAAAACUAUGUGGAAUGGAAAGACAUGGAGGUGCUUAGUACAGCUCGACUGGAGGGCUACCGAUCCAUGAACCCAUGCCCUGUUUAUGACGAGUUUACUGACACAAUCUUCUUGUUUUUUAUUGCUGUCCUGGGUCACACUUCUGAGUCUUAUCAGCUAAUUACAGGAAAAAACGUGACGCGUCUUUGUUACAUUUCCAGCUGUGACCAGGGGGACACCUGGAGCACCGCUACAGAUCUUACCAGGACACUGAUAGGGGACACUAUAAAAGAGUGGGCCACUUUUGCUGUUGGUCCAGGUCACGGAACGCAAUUGAAAUCGGGAAGGCUAAUAAUCCCUGCAUAUGCCUACCACAUUGACUGCAGAAACUGCUUCGGCAAGACGUGCAAGACUUCGUCACACUCAUUUUGUUUUUACAGUGACACACAUGGAAGCGUGUGGCAUUUUGGACAGGCGUUAUCUGAGCCUAAAAGUGUGGAGUGUCAGAUGGUGUCAGUUGAUGAAGAAGAUGGAGUCAACCUUUUGUACUGUAAUGCGCGUAGCAUAUCAGGCUACCGGGUGCAAGCUGUUAGCUUUGAUCGUGGAACUUUCUUUCAGGAUGGCCAGAUGGUGCACAAACUCAUAGAACCCAGAAAUGGGUGUCAUGGCAGCGUGAUUGGAUUUCCAGCCCCGAUCUACCAGCUCGAGCAGUUCAAGUCCAUCUACAGCUCACUUGAACUCAACACAGCUCUGAGGUCUCCAAAGAACUUCCUUCCACCAACAUGGGUAGUUUACAGUCACCCCGCCUGUCCAAAUGCCCGUCGUGACCUGGGUGUUUACCUCAGUCUUCUGCCUCGAGACCCAGACAGUUGGUCAGGACCUUGGAUCAUAUAUGACGGCCCUAGUGCAUACUCAGACUUGGCGUAUGUUGAUCUGAUGUCUUCUGAUGCUCCAGGGGUCACUGUCUUUGCCUGCCUCUUUGAGAGCGGCACCAAGACAGCUUAUGAUGAGAUUUCCUUCUGCAUAUUCACACUGUAUGAGCUCAUUGACCACCUUCCACAAGACAAAGAAAAAACAACAUUGUUGAAGAGGAAAAUUAUCUGGGAGCGCUGCUUUAUCUGCUGAUUAUAUGCCAAUCUCUGUUGAGUAAAAAUCUAAUGUGAAUUAUUGUAACUUCUACUUCCUUUUAUUUAAAUUCAUCACUGUAUUGUAUUGAAUUUGGCUCUAUUUUCCAACAUUAUGAAGCUGCAGGCCCGGAAACCCGACCGCACACUCAGAUGGCUAG